CAGCAUCCCUCUGCCCUCCCUUCCCCAACCAAAGGGAAUUCGACAAAGACAGAUUGCACAACAUGGACGAAAAAAGAGACCUCCCAUCGUUCGAGGCUAUGUCGGAAAUACGACGAUGGCAGCGAAGGAAGCCCCGACGAUCAAGGGGAUUGCGUUUCUUGGCCCUGGGCUGCCUGUGUUUCAUCGCGUUUGCGCAGUGGAAGCAAUUGUCACGCUGGCCGAGCCCUGUGUCGCAUUUGAACCCCGACAUCACGAUACACGGCCUCUCGGUCAAACGGCUACGGGACGACCUCGCUACGUGUGAGAAGCUGUGGAAGAAGCCACAAGACCCAUUCGGCGCUGGCCGGGAACGGAACGCGCGUUACAUUAACGGCCAUGCUCCGACCCUCAUCAAGAAUGCCUCCGUCUGGGUGGGCGAACCAACCACCGGCACUCCGCCUGAGGCUGCGCGCAAGGGCGCCGGCUUCAGCUGGACCGAUGCCGACGUCUACCUGGAGUACGGCCUCAUCAAGCGGGUCGAGUCGUCCAUCGCUUUGUCGUCCGUCGCGUCCAACACAGUGGUUUUCAACGCCAACGGUCGGCCUCUAACAGCCGGUAUCAUUGAUAUGCACAGCCAUGCCGGGGUUGACUCGCUCCCAGAGCUGGAGGGAAACGAUGACACCAAUGAGAUGGCUUCCGACAUCACCCCGUAUGUCAGAUCAAUCGACGGCCUGCAACCUGCCGAUCAUCAACUUCAGGUCAUUAAGUCAGGUGGCGUCACUACGAGCCUGAUUCUGCCUGGAUCCGCCAACAACAUGGGCGGCGAGGCAUAUGUAAUCAAGCAUGCCGUGGGAAAGGCCGACGGACGCAACGAGACGAGUGCCGUAGACAUGCUGGCUGACAAGGACCGCAACUGGCGCUACAUGAAGAUGGCUUGCGGGGAAAAUCCCAAGCGUGUCUAUGGCCGACCGGGCAAGCAGGGUCCGACCAGCCGGCUGGGCGAGAGUUGGGAGUUCCGCCACGCCUUCGAGCAGGCAACCAAGCUGGUGCAGGACCAGGACGACUGGUGCAACGCUGCCGCUGCCGGCGUCCACCACAUGAAGUCAUACCUGCCACAGGAGCUCCGCUUGGAGUCGCUGGGAGCCCUGUUGCGGCACCAGGUUCGCCUGAACACGCACUGUUACACAAUUCCGGAUCUUGAGGCCUUUGUGGACCAUACCAACGAGUUCAAGUUCAAAGUCCGAGCUUUCCACCAUGCUCACCAGACGUACUUGGUUCCUGAGAUUCUCAAACGGGCAUACGGCGGGGAAACCCCGGCAAGCGCCCUGUUUGCGGACAACAUGUACUACAAAGCCGAAGCGAACACAGCGUCGGAGUAUGCUGGCAAAAUUCUGUACGACAACGGCUUGACGCCAGUGUAUGUCAGCGACAAUCCAGUCCUCAACGCCCAACACGUGAUCUUUGAGGCUGCCAAAGGCCACAAAUACGGUUUGCCAUACCAUGCAGCCUUAGCUGCCGUGACCACUGCGCCCGCCGAACUCCUUGGUUUGGGCAAGAGGCUCGGUAAAGUCAAGCCUGGUUUUGAUGCCGACGUCGUGAUUUGGGACAGCGACCCCCUCAGCGUGGGUGCGACACCCGUGCAGGUUUGGAUCGACGGGACUGCCCAGUUUGACAAUCCCGUCGAACUGAAGAAGCCCUUUGCUAAGGUGACGGUGCCUAGUGAGAAUCUCUCCAAGAUCCCCGAUGCGCCCCUGGCCAUGCAUGAGGUGAUCUUCACUGGCGUCUCCAAGGUUCUGACCAAAGACGAAGUCAAGAGAGUGUCCUCUAGUACUGUGGUUGUCGUGUCGAAAGGCGCCGUGGCUUGCAUCGGAUCAUGCGAGUCUGAACUCCAAGCGGCGCCCCGGCAUGGAACCCCAAUCAUCAGCCUCCAGAACGGCUGCCUUACCGACUCGUUCACUGCAUUCGGCGCCAAGAUCGGUCUUAACGCUAUCGACGCGGAGAAGGACACCGAUAACGGCCCUAGCGGGAGCGCCUUCACCCGCGCCGAGGACGGCCUUACGCUCGACACCCAUAAAACGAACACUUCCUACACCUACGGCGUGACAAAAGCCAUCUCCGCCCCCAGACUCAGAGGCCUCGACACCCACCAUGGUACGAGCGUCGGCUUCCUUACCGGCGCGCGCACCGCCCUCGACAACAACACAGUCUUCGCCUCAGACGUCGCAGUCCACUACACCCUCGACCUCUCCAUCAAAUCAGCCGGCCAGCCAGAUAUCGCCUCCAUCUCGGCGGCCGUCGGCGCCCUCCGCCGCAAGCUCUUCACCGCAGCCUCUAAGCGCACCGAUCCCGUCCCGGACAUCUACUCGGAAGAGUUCUACCUCCAGCGGGUGGUCAACGGCUCCCUCCCACUCGUCAUAACAGUCCACUCCGCGGACGUGAUAGCGUCCUUGUUGAAGGUGAAGCGCGUAGUCGAGGAGGCUACUCAAACUCCGCUCCGCCUGGUGAUUUAUGGCGGGGCCGAAUCGCACCUUGUCGCGGAGCAGCUGGCUGCGGCCAAGGUUGGCGUGGUCCUUGCGCCGGCGUUUGCGUAUCGAGCAUCUUGGGAUCAGAGACGCGCUUUGACGGGGGCGCCGCUGACGAAUGGCACUGCAGUGGAUAGGUUGCUUGAGGCUGGGGUGUUGACAGGGAUUGGGUUGGCUGAGGACUGGAUGGUGAGGGAUUUGGGGUUGUUUGCAGGGAUUGUGUUCAAGAAUGGGGAGGGGAGGGUGGAUGAGAAGGGGGCUUUGGCGAUGGUCGGGGCGAAUCUGUAUGAGAUGCUUGGGUUGGAGGAACAUGGGGUUAGGGAGGGACAUUUUGUUGUUUGGGAGGGCAGUCCGUUGGAGAUUGAUGGGCGGGUGAAGGCUGUUGGUGGGGGGAAGGGUUGGGUUGAUGUUUGGGGAUAGUUGGAUACCUCCUUGAGGCUUGGGCUUGAGGCACACCGGCUCUGUGAGUUGGUCAUACAUAACGUUAGAAAUAAGGAAUGAGGUAGACACGUCGAUAUUCAUUCAUUAAUGAACUUGCAG
Parathielavia appendiculata is the source of this 3041-nucleotide messenger RNA. RefSeq lists its product as uncharacterized. The record is from RefSeq and is a predicted model, not a curated record. NCBI's taxonomy places the organism in Eukaryota, Fungi, Ascomycota, Sordariomycetes, Sordariales, Chaetomiaceae. The transcript has 2 exons. Gene Ontology annotation, biological process: N-acetylglucosamine catabolic process. Gene Ontology annotation, molecular function: N-acetylglucosamine-6-phosphate deacetylase activity. The coding region runs from base 63 to 2921 and encodes 952 amino acids.